This is a messenger RNA of Acanthocheilonema viteae, 1242 nucleotides long. Lineage: Eukaryota; Metazoa; Nematoda; Chromadorea; Rhabditida; Onchocercidae. The record is from the annotation of a GenBank genome assembly.
AUGUUGUAUCUCGAGGAUUUCCUGGAAUUACUUGAUCAGUUACCGGGUGAGUUGAGAGACAGAAGCACCGAAGUUCGAAUGUUGGACCUGCGAGCGCAGCAAUUGCAUGAGCGCGCGAACAAAGAAAGAGAUGAGUUCUUCGCUACAGGUGGUACUCUCCCCCAGGAUAUUAAAGUGAAGCGCUACAAUGAGAUCUUGGAGCUUUAUGCGCAGGCGAAAGCUCUUUCGGCCGAAAAAGUAGCAAUCUUGGAUGUUUGCCACUCACUACUGCUGAAAUAUAGUCAAAAGUUAAAUAAGGAAAUACUGCACUUUAAACUUGAACUUGAAGCUGAUAAUCCUGGCAUCACUGAACAGAUCGAAAGAAGAAGACGCAGGUAUCGGGAAGCCAAUGCUAACCCUGCAGGCAUGAUAAAUGGAAACUCAAAUGCACUGUCCGAAACAUCGAGUACUGGUUCUUCUCGUGGACAACGAGGACAGUUAAAUGACACAUGCGAUGGAUUGGAUCUGAGUACUCAGACGCAGCAAAGUGGAAGUCAUUCAGUGUUAUCAACAGCGGGGGCACGCGAUGUUGAACCUGGACCAGUUAGUAGCCGAGCGCAUAAUGCUAUUAGCGAGCGCGAUUCUGACUUGCCCCCGCUGAAGAGACGAUCACUUGUCACUCCUCAAAAAAUCAUUGGUAUUAGCAAUGUUCAUUCGUCAACUGCAGUACAUGCUCAAUCCGCAGCAGGCAAUGCUGUUGAUCGUGGUGAUGGAUGGAGCAGUAGCCCAAGUCAAACUCCAUCUACCUCUUCAGAAGUACAGCUCUCAGUGCAUCAUCCGAAAAGCACAUCAAAUCCAGGUAUCUUUACUGGAACAUCUGGACAUUCUGGUCCCGGACAGUCAAUGAUGUCACUUGCCGCCCAAGAAAGUCGACAUGGUCGUCCAAGGAAGCUAACCUCUAGAGCUCAAGAAAUGCUGUACACUAUGCAGCGUCAUGAACGUCGUGCAGCAAGUCUUACUACGUGUUCACCUGAAUUAAUACAGGGAAGCGACGAUGAGUCCGAUUCAGACCGACGUGUAUGGUGUUUUUGUCGUGAAAAAGGAUAUGGCUCGAUGGUCGCUUGCGAUGAUCCAUCGUGUCGUUAUGAGUGGUUCCAUUACGGAUGUGUUAACGUCAUUGAAAAGCCAAAAGGAAAAUGGUACUGCCCGGAGUGUGCUCCGAAACAUUCAGGAUCUGAAAUGAUUGGCAUAAGCAAGACGUAA